This is a messenger RNA of Varroa destructor (honeybee mite), 3468 nucleotides long. It is a transcript of the gene ClpX, whose product is annotated as Caseinolytic protease chaperone subunit. Gene Ontology annotation, molecular function: zinc ion binding; protein dimerization activity; ATP binding. Gene Ontology annotation, cellular component: mitochondrial matrix. Lineage: Eukaryota; Metazoa; Arthropoda; Arachnida; Mesostigmata; Varroidae. The record is from RefSeq and is a predicted model, not a curated record.
ACAGUUACACUAUAUCAAUAUCUACGGCAGCAACGUCUGUCCAUAUGCCCGUUUUAGGUCUGUUUAUCUGUGUGAAAUCGUGUGUCUCUAGGAACAGUUCGUCAUAGUCUUCUCUGUGCAGGGGGCUCUGCUUCGAGUGUCUGUUCAGUGAUAACGACGACUUUGAAACUCGUUCAGCCCAAGCAAGCUCAAGCUCAUGCUUGUGGAGACCCAUUUAAUUCAUCUGUUUUUCAUUGGUGGUGCUAGUCCUGCAGACUAACCAGGAUAGACACUGGCUCAAAUUUCAAUCUGGUUAUCACCACCUCCGUACAGGUGACAAUAUAACCAAACGUUACAGAAGUUUAAAGCGAAAAGUUCAAGCUGAUUCAAAAUGUCGGCUCUUCGCUGUUCGUUUCAACGUACGCGGAGCCUCUUAAUGGUUUCAUCGUCUCAUCGAGGUCGAACUCUACACCGGCUACGGCACACUACCCCAUUUCCUGUGCGAUGUCUUUCAUUAAGUCCAGCCUGUCGAAGGAAUCUUGGGAAUGUAAUAAACUAUCUGGAUACCGAGGAGUUUGGACUGCCUGCUAUUACAAAGGCACCUUCUAAGACUGAAAUCACUAGUCAACGAGGCAGUAAUAGUCCUUCAGGCGGCGAUGGAAUUCAUAGAAGCCGAAGUACAACGUUGGGUAGCGGUCCUCCAACGGCAUCAGGAGCAGGCGGUACAAGUGGCACGACACCGAGUGGAGGUGGAUCCGGUGGAGAUAAGAAUGGCUACCGCUGCCAGAAAUGUGGCAGCCAAUGUACACACGUUGGAACAUUCGUCUCAACAACCCGUUUCGUAAAAUGUGAAAAAUGCCAUCAUUUCUUUGUUGUCGACCCAGAGGGGGAGAACAAGAGAUCAGCGAAGGAAUCAUCUUUGAAUAAACCAUCGGCACCCGUUACCCGGAAAGCUCCACCUCCGCCCAAGAAAAUUUAUGAGUAUCUAGAUCGGCAUGUCAUCGGACAGGAUCAAGCGAAAAAAGUACUCUCAGUAGCUGUAUAUAACCACUAUAAACGUAUCUAUAAUAAUCUAGCGAAGAAUCAAACAUCCGGAGAUCCACCAUUAAGUACGGAGGCUACUUCAGCACAACCUACGACAUACGCGCCAUUUACGCUGCGGGAUUCCCCCAUUCAACUGGUGCAUAUUCCAGGACCACACGGUUCUGCUGUUUCCAACGCUGCGUUUGGCCAGUCGGCAGCUGAAGCUGAUCAACAAAAAAUAGCCUCAGGAAGUCAAACACGUGGCGGAGAGGUUCUUGAAAAUAUCACGCAAGAUAUACGACUAGAAAAAAGUAACAUUCUGCUUCUGGGACCAACGGGCUCAGGAAAGACGCUUCUUGCACAGACAAUUGCACGCUGCCUCGAGGUCCCGUUCGCAAUUUGCGACUGUACAACGCUUACCCAGGCUGGUUACGUUGGUGAAGAUAUUGAGAGCGUGAUUGGCAAGCUGCUUCAAGAUGCCAACUUUAAUGUCGAACGAGCACAGCAAGGCAUCGUAUUUCUGGAUGAAGUUGAUAAAAUCGGUGCAGUGCCAGGUAUUCACCAGCUUCGAGAUGUUGGAGGUGAGGGCGUUCAACAAGGCAUGCUGAAGAUGCUUGAAGGCACACUUGUUAACGUUCCUGAAAGGAAUUCACGUAAGCUCCGAGGUGAAAGCCUGACGGUUGAUACUACGAAUAUUUUGUUUGUCGCUUCGGGCGCAUUCAAUGGACUGGAUAGGCUCGUCAGUCGCCGGAAAACUCAUAAGUACUUAGGCUUUGGGGCAGCAGUUCUCGAGUCUCGAGGGCGACGAGCGGCCGCUUCCGAGGAUAUGGCUAACAGCGCUGCUCAUGAAUCUGCCGAAAAUGAAAAUCUGGAGAAAGAUGCAAUGCUGAAGGCAGUUGAAGCUCGUGAUUUAAUCGAGUUUGGCAUGAUACCAGAAUUCGUUGGCCGUUUUCCCGUUAUUGUGCCGUUCCAUUCUCUAACAGAAAAUAUGCUCAUACAAAUUCUAACCGAGCCUCAGAAUGCGCUUCUUCCGCAAUUCCAAGUACUUCUUAGUAUGGACAAGUGCGAAUUGACGUUCGAUGAAGCAGCUUUACGCUCGAUUUCCCACCUUGCCAUGGAACGAAAAACAGGUGCCCGAGGACUUCGAGCCAUCAUGGAAAAGAUUCUGCUCGAUCCCAUGUUCGAAAUACCUGGCAGCGACAUCACCGGAGUACAUAUUUCGAAAGAGGUGGUUGAGGGCACAGCGCCACCUACUUAUGUGCGGCAAGGCAACAAAAGCGCGGAGGAUGAGGAAAGUCCACAGGGCGCACGUGCGAUUAAUUCCUGAAUGAAGUAGUGGAUCUGCACUACCCUGCGAGUACAUUGAAAAAUUUUCUCUCUACCAGCGAAAAAAGUGAUGAAUAGAAGGAAUUUGAAUGCAAAAUCCGAAAUAUAGGGCCACCAUUAGAGGUAGCGCGAAACCGAUGAAACACGCAAUUGUACGCAUGAGGUGGUUAUAUGGGCAAAGGCCAGAACGCACUCAUGUCAAACUUCGCUAACUCAGAAGACGAAAUACAGCAUACCUAUGUGGAUAAGACUGCAUAGGUUUUGCAAUGAUUGUUUAGAUGUAAUUCCGGGCUUCUUGUAGCUAUCAGGACCAGUAUAUAUAAACAUAUAUGCCUAAGGCAAAAAAGGCUGCUUCUCCAUUUUAGACAGGAAAUAAGCGAAGUUUUUGGAAGUUACGAUCUCGCUUUAUACAUGAGGUUUUCAUGUUUCAUUAUCCAAAGCGAUGACCGCAAUAGUGUAAUUCUGUUCCAUUGUUCGCCAACAGAUGUGUUGAGCCGAUGCGCAAGACAUUUUUACUCGUUAUGAAAACCUAAGACAACAUCGUAGCAUAUCUGCCCUAUUUUAAUAUUAAAAUACAUAGUAUUUCGAAAAGAACUUUUUGCAGAGUAACGUGUAUUGCUUCAUUUAAUGUGCAAACGAGCUAAGUAGGGCCAACGGGAUAAAUCAGUCAUGAGGACUCGUGUUGUAAAGCUGUUCUCUCAAUAUUUGAGUGCGUUAAAGCAUUUCGGGAAUGUUUUUCGUUGGUGACGUACCUGAGACUGCGGUGAUCAGCGACAUCAAGAAGAGGUACCGAAAAAAGCUUACUCAUCUGUUUUCGAAAUGGCAUUUGUAUUUUCACAAAACCUUCCUAUCAAACGUUUGGAAUGAGAGCCGAAGGUCAUACAUCAGUUGGUCCGAAUAAAUAUAUAUAUUAAAAAGCUUGAAAUUGUAAAUAGAUGUUUGGUUAAUACGACACAAACAUGUGAUGGAGCGGUAUUUGGACGAGUAGAUCAUCACGAUAUUGAUAUGCGAAUACCGAAAGUUCAUCUCAAGAGGUGUAAACAGUUGGUUAUCUCCAAGCUAAAGUUUUUACUCCUAAUCACAAAUAAAUUGAGACGGGGGUGAAGUCGGUGCUUGUAAAUAAAACAAUCUAGCCACUCA